Schizosaccharomyces cryophilus OY26 is the source of this 1276-nucleotide messenger RNA. RefSeq lists its product as uncharacterized. The transcript has a single exon. The record is from RefSeq and is a predicted model, not a curated record. Bases 96 to 965 code for a protein of 289 amino acids. Lineage: Eukaryota; Fungi; Ascomycota; Schizosaccharomycetes; Schizosaccharomycetales; Schizosaccharomycetaceae.
ACUCAAAACCUUAUAAGUAAAGGUUGGUAAGCUCCACCAAUCUUCUCAAGUAAGGUUCGCAUAGUUACGUUCCCGUAAACCUAGGGUUUUAUAUUAUGAAGUUCUCUGCUUGGUUUCUUUCUUUGGCCUCUGCUUCGCUUUGUGUCUCUUCGGUAGCUCACGCUCAAACCUUAACUUACUCCAAUCCCAAUGUGAAUCUGAGCAAAGAGAAUCCCAUGGUCAUGAACAUGACCCUUGGCGAUUGUACUCCUUACGGUCUCCCUGUAAACAGUGCCAUAUAUGACAUUCAGUACAAGCUUACGGGUGUCUUUUCUCGUGAUUGGGACUUUGUGAAAAAAGCUAUUGAAGAAGGCAAAUAUCUGGAUGCUGUUGCUGCUGCUAACUUGGUAAACCCGGAUGGAGGUGUUGCCAACUUGACUUAUGAUAGAAUCAUUGAUAUGAUAGCCAACGAAACCGAUCAUAAACAAGUUGAAUCCCUACAAUGUUUGAGGAAUUUAAUUGACAAGCAACAAAAUAAUGUCAUGACUCUUAUGGCUGUUCCUGACUCUACACCCCAUAGCCGUUUUAGUGAUACUUUAGAUGCCUCUAUUGACCGGCUAAAUACUGCAGGCAAAUCCAAGCGUGGUUACAUUUGGGGUGACCUACGUAACGUUGGCGAUUGCUAUGGUAGUCAUGCAGCUGUUCGCAGUGAUUGUGGUCAUGCCAUUGCCAAUGCACAUACAGGUAAAAUAUAUAUAAGCAAUAGGGAAUCUUCGAUAAACGUUUACGGCACCUGUUUCUUUUCAAGUGAUACUCAAGGUGUAGGGACACAUGAGAUUGAAACAGAGAUUCUCAAGCAAGAUGCAUGGAUGGUUUUUUGGAACUGUUUCAACAGAAAUGAUGAUAGCUCUAGGAACAGUGGUGAAGUUGAUGACUAUAACAAUCUAGCCAGGGUUUGUUUGAGUGAUCGCGGUAGUGGUUGUUAAGGGGGAAAAAUUCACGUUCCUUUCUUUUUUUUUUUUCAAGACCGUCUUUCUUUUUUGGAAUAACUUAUAAGCAAUCUUUUUCCCUUUGUAAGGGAUUUCUACUUCUUCCCUUGCCCUAUAGCAAAGGUGUCGACAUUGCUAAUGAUCGUUUAUCCCCGAAGGAACGUAUCGAUUCGUUUUUUCGGGCGUUUUUUUUUAAUUCCCAUCUAUAAUUCCGUUUAGACCCUGGACCAUUUCGUUUAGGAUUCCCUAUAGAAUAGUAUGUACACCUACACAAAAAAUAAAAUCUAUAUGUAUAGUGUUUAUCGUCA